AGGACUGCGGGGAAACUAAGUGACAUAUUUAGGAUGGUGCUGCAUGAACUUUGAACUGUGCAGUGCGUUGCAUUUGAAUACACAGCCGAUUCUUUCAACAGCACAUCAUUGAUAGUCCGUGCUUAUUUUCUUGUCUACGAGUUCAUACAUGUUGUCCACUACACAGUUAAAGGAGGAUCCGUGCUCGUGACAUUAUAAUUGUGACACUUAUUAUAAUUGUGAUACAUAUUACAAUUGUGACAUGUAAUAGGGGCAGAAACAUCAAAAAAAAAAAAAUUGAAUGAAACAUGCUCAACGUGGGUAGGACUGUCCAAACUGCUGUUGAACUAUCUCCACGAUCACUUCUCUACUUGGGCUCCUGCAGCCACAAGGGAACGAUCGGUGGUCAACGGAGAGGUCAGCGCUGCUCACGGCGUCAGGCGUCCACGACGACCAACACGACGGGGGUCCCAUCACGUCACGUGACAGGGGCGCGGCCCCAGGUAGAGCAGGAGGAGGUGGGCAGCGGGAAUGCUACUCCCCCGUUUGCCCACGCUAAGCUGGGCCCCUUCUUUCAAGAGAGGCCACGACUUGAUAAUCAGUACACCCAGGACGUUUUCUUGAAGAGUUUUUUGAAGAGGCAUUUGCCUAAGGAGGUAAGUUUGAGAAUGGAUUUUUCAUAUUUCCUUGAUAGAUCAUGUGACUUUUGUCUUUUGAUACUAUGCUGACGUCACAUCAGUUUUGAAAUCAGUUUUAUCAUACACGUCCCCCCUUUUUAAAACACGUUUUUAUGAAUCCUCCAAAGCCCUGCUCCUGGUCAUCAAAGUCAAAUAAAGGAACCAAACAACACUGUCACUGUCUCACUUUGUCACUGUCUCACUUUGUCACUGUCUCGAUGUGUCACUAUCUCACUUUGUCACUGUCUCACUUUGUCACUGUCUCGAUGUGUCACUGUCUCACUUUGUCACUGUCUCACUUUGUCACUGUCUCACUUUGUCACUGUCUCGAUGUGUCACUGUCUCACUUUGUCACUGUCUCGAUGUGUCACUGUCUCACUUUGUCACUGUCGCACUUUGUCACUGUCUCGAUGUGUCACUGUCUCACUUUGUCACUGUCUCGAUGUGCCACUGUCUCACUUUGUCACUGUCUCGAUGUGUCACUGUCUCACUUUGUCACUGUCCCGAUGUGUCACUGUCUCACUUUGUCACUGUCUCACUUUGUCACUGUCUCGAUGUGUCACUGUCUCACUUUGUCACUGUCUCACUUUGUCACUGUCUCGAUGUGUCACUGUCUCACUUUGUCACUGUCUCGAUGUGUCACUGUCUCGAUGAGUCACUGUCUCACUGUGACACUGUCUCACUGUGUCACUAUCUCACUGUGUCUCACUGUGUCACUGUUUCACUGUCUCACUGUGUCAUUGUGUCACUGUCUCACUGUGUCACUGUUUCACUGUCUCACUGUCCCACUGUGUCACUGUGUCAUUGUCUCCCUCUCUCACUGUGUCACUGUCUCACUGUCCCACUGUUUCACUGACUCACUGUGUCACUGUCUCACUGUGUCAUUGUGUCACUGUCUCACUGUCUCACUGUCUUACUGUGUCACUGUCUCACUGUGUCACUGUCUCACUGUGUCACUGUCUCACUGUGUCACUGUCUCACUGUGUCACUGUCUCACUGUGUCAAUGUCUCACUGUGUCACUGUCUCACUGUGUCACUGUUUCACUGUUUCACUGUGUCACUGUUUCACUGUGUCACUGUCUCACUGUCUCACUGUGUCACUGUUUCACUGUGUCACUGUAUCAACUUGUCACUGUCUCACUGUGACACUGUUUCACUGUCUCACUGUGUCACUGUGUUACUUUGUCAAUGUCUCACUGUGUCAUUGUGUCACUGUGUCACUGUCUCACUGUCUUGCUUUCUCACUGUCUCACUGUGUCACUGUCUCACUCUGUCAAUGUCUCACUGUUUCACUGUCUCACUGUGUCAUUGUCUCCCUCUCUCACUGUGUCACUGUCUCACUGUCCCACUGUUUCACUGACUCACUGUGUCACUGUCUCACUGUGUCAUUGGGUCACUGUGUCAUUGGGUCACUGUCUCACUGUGUCACUGUCUCACUGUGUCACUGUCUCACUGUGUCACUGUCUCACUGUGUCACUGCCUCACUGUGAACUGUGUCACUGUCUCACUGUCUGACUGUGUCACUCUCCCUGUGCUUAAGUUCAAGUAGAUAUAGGAACACAAGCUGUAUGUAUUUAUAAGAAAGCUGAAGGUGAAGUUAAGAGAAACUUCAUCUUCAGAUGCUACGACUGAGAGCAUCUUCCACGUAACAUAAUAUGCACAGACAACCUGGUUUAAAUUAGAGGACAAUAUGGCAAUAUGCACAGAAAACCUGUUUUAAAUUAGAGGACAAUGAUAGGACACUACGCAGAAUAAAAUAGUUUAUAACACUAAAACAAUAUGAUUAUUCCAGAGAUCUUGAUGAAAUAAAGAUAUUAUGAACAGUUGAACUCAUCUCUAUUCGUAUCAGUUAAAGAUUAGCUGUGGUCUGGACUUUGGCAUUUAUAAAAGUGCAUUUUCAGUGGCAUUGUAGUAGUAGGCUUACUACACUAGCUUAGGAACAGUGUCUGUGGUGGCAUGGUGGCAUGGUGGCAUGGGGGCAUGGUGGCAUGGGGGCAUGGUGGCAUGGUGGCAUGGUGGCAUGUUUUUUGGGGCAGCACGUUUGGCCCACUGCAGCAAGAAAGUUUUUUUUUAUGUUUAAAAUGAGAUACACGAUGUGACAUAUGUGACAUGUGACACACCAUUUUAUAAUUAUCCAUUAUAUGCUUUUUAUUUUUAUCUGACCUACCAAAGUGAGACUAUCUCACUGGCCCAAAACCAACAUAACAGCCUACCGAAAUUAGGCCAAAGUUUUGACACAUUUUUUUGGUGAUACUAAUUACCUGACCUGCGCUGAAGUAUUGUUUCCGAAGCGCAAGAAAUAAACAAAAGUUAAAAUGUGGAACAGAAACAACUGUAACACUGCGAAGGAAAUUUUCCCAUAGAUUUCAUUAAAUGAAAUUUUAUCUACAAGAGAAAGGAAAGUGAGGAAAAAAUUGUUAAAAAAAAAGGUAAUUAUUGGGUAAAAUAAAGAACCAAAAAAAGAAAUGAAUAAUUGAAGGUGAGUUUAAUUUUGUGUGCAUUUGAGUGUGUGUGUGUGUGUGUGUGUACAAUUGUGUGUGUGUGUACAAUUGUGUGUGUGUGUGUGUGUGAAGAGGGGAGAGAGAGAGAGAGAGAGAGAGAGAGAGAGAGAGAGAGAGUCUGUGUGUGUGUGUGCGUGUGUGUGUAAUUUAUAAUUUAUAUGUAUCGUAUAUAUGGAUAAGGCCAUCAGUGUUCACAAAGUACCAUCAGUAGAUGCAGAAACAGUUUUGUGUGUGUGUGUGUGUGUGUGUGUGUGUGUGUGUAAUUGUGUGUGUGUGUGUAUUUGUGUGUGUGUGUGUGUGUGAGGAGGGGAGAGAGAGAGAGAGAGAGAGAGAGAGAGAGAGAGAGAGAGAGUCUAUGUGUUUGUUUGCGUGUUUGUGUAAUUUAUAAUUUAUAAGUAUCGAAUAUAUGGAUAAGGCCAUCAGUGUUAACAAAGUACCAUCAGUAGAUGCAGUAACAGGGCCCCAUAUAAAGCUAUCAGGUUUAUCAAGGUAUGAGCAGUAGAUGCAGUAACAGUGCUAUCAAGGGCGGAGCACAUGAAGAAAAUAUACAUGCAGUAAUAUGGAAAGACUUGUAUCAACUUCUAAUCUUAAUUGUAAUAUUGACUUUAUUUAUUUUUCAACAAAAUAUUUGGUUGUCUUUUGUCUCUCCAUUGUGAAUGUAGUUUUAUGUUUACGUUGUUACAGCGAAUUGGUUCAGGUAUUGGUGUGCAUGCCUUUUAUGUUUCAUAAAGGUCCUACAUCAUGUGUUUACAUCAGGUGUUUGCAUCAGGUGUUUACAUCAGGUGUUUACAUCAUGUGUUUACAUCAGGUGUUUACAUCAGGUGUUUACGACAUGUGUUUGCAUCAAGUGUUUACAUCAUGUGUUGACAUCAGGUGUUUACAUCAUGUGUUUACAUCAUGUGUUUACAUCAGGCUUUUACAUCAUGUGUUUACAUCAGGUGUUUACAUCAGGUGUUUGCAUCAGGUGUUUACAUCAUGUGUUUACAUCAUGUGUUUACAUCAGGUGUUUACAUCAUGUGUUUACAUCAUGUGUUUACAUCAGGUGUUUACAUAAUGUGUUUUAUAUCAGGUGUUUACAUCAGGUGUUUACAUCAGGUGUUUACAUCAGGUGUUUACAUCAGGUGUUUACAUCAUGUGUUUACAUCAGGUGUUUACAUCAUGUGUUUUAUAUCAGGUGUUUACAUCAGGUGUUUACAUCAGGUGUUUACAUCAGGUGUUCACAUCAGGUGUUUACAUCAGGUGUUUACAUCAGGUGUUUCCAUCAGGUGUUUACACGCUGCAUGUUUUGUCAGGGCGUCUACCUCCCCAACUCGAUUGGUGACAAUUAACAUACAGCCAUUGGUGACAACAUAAAGCCAUUGGUUACAACAUACAACCAUUGGUGACAAUUAGCAUACUGCAAUUGGUGGCAAUUGACAUACAGCCAUUGGUGACAAUUAACAUACAUCCAUUUGUGACAAUAAACAUACAGGCAUUGUUGACAAUAAAGUUACAGCCAUUGGUAAGCUGAAGUUCUUCCAUCUCUUUCCAGCACUUCCAUGUCAUCAAUGAGGACCUUACCAGAUUUGGACAGCGUGCUGUUGGUGAGAUUUAUGAGCUGUCGUUGCGCAUGGAAGCUGAACAGCCCAGGGUAGGUUGUUAGACAUUAACACGCCAGUCGAAGAGACCUUAUGGGGUACAUUGAAUAUGAACAGACCAGGGUAGGUUGUCAGACAUUAACACGCCAGUCGAAAAGACCGUAUGGGGUGCAUUGAAUAUGAACAGCCCAGGGAAGGUUGUCAGACAUUAACACGCCAGUCGAAGAGACCUUAUGGGGUGCAUUGAAUAUGAACAGCCGAGGGAAGGUUGUCAGACAUUAACACGCCAGUCGAAGAGACCUUAUGGGGUACAUUGAAUAUGAACAGCCCAGGGAAGGUUGUCAGACAUUAACACGCCAGUCGAAGAGACCGUAUGGGGUGCAUUGAAUAUGAACAGCCCAGGGAAGGUUGUCAGACAUUAACACGCCAGUCGAAGAGACCUUAUGGGGUGCAUUGAAUAUGAACAGCCCAGGGAAGGUUGUCAGACAUUAACACGCCAGUCGAAGAGACCGUAUGGGGUGCAUUGAAUAUGAACAGACCAGGGAAGGUUGUCAGACAUUAACACGCCAGUCGAAGAGACCGUAUGGGGUGCAUUGAAUAUGAACAGCCCAGGGUAGGUUGUCAGACAUUAACAGUACACUAUAGACUUGAUGAGAGGCAUGCGGCAUAUCUCCUAUGUUAUAAAACUACAUUUAAAAUUAACAAAAGAAAUGUUUUAAUUUAUAUUAUACAUGGUUUUAGAGCAGGCUUUUUUUUCGCCAAGAUCCGCUCAAGGUCUGCUCAAGGUCCGCUCAAGAUCCGCUCAAGGUCCGCUCAAGAUCCGCUCAAGAUCCGCUCAAGAUCCGCUCAAGGUCCGCUCAAGGUCCGCUCAAGAUCCGCUCAAGAUCCGCUCAAGAUCCGCUCAAGAUCCGCUCAAGGUCCGCUCAAGAUCCGCUCAAGGUCCGCUCAAGGUCCGCUCAAGGUCCGCUCAAGAUCCGCUCAAGAUCCGCUCAAGGUCCGCUCAAGGUCCGCUCAAGAUCCGCGCAAGAGCCGCUCAAGAUCCGCUCAAGAUCCGCUCAAGGUCCGCUCAAGGUCCGCUCAAGGUCCGCUCAAGAUCCGCUCAAGAUCCGCUCAAGAUCCGCUCAAGGUCCGCUCAAGAUCCGCUCAAGGUCCGCUCAAGAUCCGCUCAAGGUCCGCUCAAGAUCCGCUCAAGGUCCGCUCAAGAUCCGCUCAAGGUCCGCUCAAGAUCCGCUCAAGGUCCGCUCAAGAUCCGCUCAAGGUCCGCUCAAGAUCCGCUCAAGGUCCGCUCAAGAUCCGCUCAAGGUCCGCUCAAGAUCCGCUCAAGGUCCGCUCAAGAUCCGCUCAAGGUCCGCUCAAGAUCCGCUCAAGGUCCGCUCAAGAUCCGCUCAAGGUCCGCUCAAGAUCCGCUCAAGGUCCGCUCAAGAUCCGCUCAAGGUCCGCUCAAGAUCCGCUCAAGGUCCGCUCAAGAUCCGCUCAAGGUCCGCUCAAGAUCCGCUCAAGGUCCGCUCAAGAUCCGCUCAAGGUCCGCUCAAGAUCCGCUCAAGGUCCGCUCAAGAUCCGCUCAAGGUCCGCUCAAGAUCCGCUCAAGGUCCGCUCAAGAUCCGCUCAAGGUCCGCUCAAGAUCCGCUCAAGGUCCGCUCAAGAUCCGCUCAAGGUCCGCUCAAGAUCCGCUCAAGGUCCGCUCAAGAUCCGCUCAAGGUCCGCUCAAGAUCCGCUCAAGGUCCGCUCAAGAUCCGCUCAAGGUCCGCUCAAGAUCCGCUCAAGGUCCGCUCAAGGUCCGCUCAAGGUCCGCUCAAGAUCCGCUCAAGAUGCGCUCAAGAUCCGCUCAAGGUCCGCUCAAGAUCCGCGCAAGAGCCGCUCAAGAUCCGCGCAAGAGCCGCUCAAGAUCCGCUCAAGAUCCGCUCCUGAAGAAAAAAAAAUAAAAAUAAAACCGCCUCACUCCCAGCUCCGGCAAAAUUGAAAAAGGAGGCGGGGUGGGGGGGUGGUCUUUUAGGGGGGGGGGGUUCUUAGUGUUUAAAGAGAUGUGUUUGAUACUGUCACUAACCCAUUUUAUGAACUUUGUCGUUGGACAGUUAGAACAGAUUGACGCGUGGGGGAGGAGAGUGGACAAGCUGGUCACCUCAACGGCAUGGCACAGAAUGAAAGAAAUCGCAGCUGAGGAAGGAAUGAUAGCAUGCGGCUAUGAGAGAGCAUUUGGAGAAUGGAGGUGUUUAUUUUUUUACAAUAUUAAGAGUUGUCUUUUGUUCAACAACGAGAUGUGUGUCAAACACUUUGUCAAUUAUCUCCACUUCACUUCUUUAUGGGGUACGUUCACGAAGAAAAAAGAAAUCUUCGGAAAGAAAAGAGCAUGAGUUGGUGCAUUUCCGCUAUCAUAUCGUUUGUGGGUGUCAUGGUUUGGCUAAGUGAACAUGGAUUGGAUGACGUCACCAUGAAUUGAGAUGAAAGAAACUAUUCAGAGUAAAAGUAUACAUUUUAUUUUAAAAGUAUAUUAUAGGGUCCAUUUUAAUUAAGCCUGCUUACCUUCUUCUUCUUCUAAAUAUUAAGGGCCCACGAUCAAUUUAUUGAUCAUUUUGGCUCCUAUGCAUAUAGAGGGGAUUUGCAAUGUUUCUGUGCCUGGUGUUGAUGAGGACAUUUCCCUGAUUUCCAGUGCCACUUUGUGAGGGAAUCAUGCAGUGGGAGGUUUAAAGGCUUGAGGCAAUAGACACAAUUGUGUCUAGUGUUGUCGCCUCAACUGUUCCCCUUGACAGCUUGUUCCAGUCCCUGAUUGUCUUGGGCAGGAAUGAGCAGCUCCUAUACUGGCUUCUUGCUGGUAUGAGUCUGAAUUGCCUGUCAUGGCCUCGUCGCUGUCUAUGGGGGAGAGGGACGAGUUUCUGUUUAAUACUGGAACAGUGGACCAGCCCAUUGUUUAUCUUGUACAUCAUGGAGAGCCUGGAUUGUCGUCGUCGCUCCUCCAAUGGUGACCCGCCUAGUGUUUCCAGCAUGCUGCCAACACUAUAGGUAUUCAUGUAGUGGUUCAAGACAAAGCGUGCUGCUCGUCGCUGGACUGCCUCCAACCUGUCAAUGCUCUUCUGGCAAAAUGGGUCCCAGACUGAAGAUGCAUAAUCUAAAAUCGGACGAACAAAGGCUUUAUAUGUUCUUUCUUUCACACAGGAGUCGCCAAUCUUUAGAUUACGCCUUAAGAAUCCCAGAGUCUUGUUUGCUUGGUUACAUACAUUGUUAAUAUGCUCGUCCCAGCGGACCUCUCUUUGAAUGGUAACACCUAGGUACUUCACGGAGGAAACUGGCUCAAGUAUAUGGCCGUGCAGUUCGUAUUGGUAGUGUAGAGGAGUACAACUUCUAGAGAUUGAUAGUGUCUGGCACUUGGCAGGGUGAAAUUCCAUGUCCCAGCUCAUCUCCCAUUCAGCUAACAGAUUUAGAUUCUGUUGUAGCUGGUCUUGGUCAGAUCUGUUGGCGAUCGUCCUAUACACUGCUGUGUCAUCUGCGAACAGUCUCACUUGGGAUGUCAGUUUCUCGGGUAGGUCAUUAAUGUAUGCUAGGAACAAACAGGGGUCUAGCACUGAUCCCUGGGGGACCCCUGACUUCACAUCGACAAAGGAGGAGAUUGUACCGUCCACCACUACUGCUUGGCGUCGGUGGCUGAGAAAGAUAGAGAUCCAUGUUUUAGUGGUGCCUUGGAUCCCAUAUCUCUGGAGUUUGUGUAGAAGCAAACUAUGACUCACACGGUCAAAUGCCUUUGCGAAGUCCAUCACCAGCACGUCAGUCUGCUUGUGGUUCUCCAGAUUGGUCAUCAGGUCUUCUACAAAUUCAAGGAGCUUGGUCUCACAUGAUCUGUUGACUCGGAAGCCAUGUUGACAGUCACUGAUUAUGUUAUGGCUUUCAAGAUACUUCAUGACUGUGCUUACGAUUAUAUGCUCCAUCGGACGAUAGUUGGCAGGGUCGGAAUGCUCCCCUUUCUUGUAGAUUGGAGUGACAUGCGCUGUUCUCCAGUCUGCUGGAACAUUUUCUGUGCACAGCGACGAUUGGAAGAGGAUUGUCAGUGCAGGAGCGAUUUCUUUGGCUAAUUCUUUGAGCACUCGGGGUUUGAUGUUGUCAGGACCACAUGCUUUGUAGGGGUUAAUGGUUUUGAGGAGGGCAAACACACCUUGUUCUGAUAUCUGGAUAUCUCCCAUGACAGGGAAAGCUCUGCUAGCUCAUCAUUUUGGUCUUCAGAAGGAACUCAGCCUCCGAGUACUCUCUACCGUCACCAAAGACCAACUGAAACUGCUGAUUGAGUAUGUCAGCCUGUACUUUUGGGUCAGAUGUCAAAUGGCCAUCCCACCUCAGGGGGGAAACUCCACCGUUUGAGGAAUUUUGGUGCUUCACAUAGCUCCAGAAGCGCUUGUUCUUGACAUCUUUGGUCAGGGUGUCUUCCUCUGAGAAGAUGCCGUUCAUGUAGUUCCAAUAUGAUCUGCGCAAUGAGCGUUGUAUGGUUCGGCGGAGCCUCAGUACCUCCUCUUUCAGUUCAAUUGAGCCAUUUUUCUUCAUGCAUUUGUUUUGGCGGUCUCUCCUGUGGAUGAGCCUACGGAUUUCAGCCGUGACCCAUGGCUGAUCUAUCUUAGGUUUGGUGAUCUUUUGUGGUAUGCAUUUUUUCACUGGAAUCGAGUAUAGAAAAACAAACAAACAUGAUUUUGGAACAACCCAAAAUGGUAAAAAAAAAAGUACACGGCAACAACGGGCAAGCUACUCUGUUUUACAAAAUCUUGGACGUACCCCAUUGAAUAAUCAGUAAACUGCCAAACAAUUGUACGAUUUUGAAAGGAUGUUAUAUUAUCUUCUAAUUCCAGUGCUUUUGUCGAAUCCUGUCAACUUAAAAUUUAUCAUCUAACUCACCAGUCUUAGUAUAACAAUCCCCGAUCUUUGUUACUUUUUACAUUCAUAAAAUAUGCGCCAUUUUAAGGAAUUGGUUUUGAAGAAAAGUAACGCGCUGUGUUUGUUCUAGCCGACUGUACCAGAUUUCCAAGUUCUACCUGUUUGAGCCGUCCGGUGGCCUGUACGGCUGCCCCCUGGCUAUGACCAACGGAGCAGCUAAGACACUGGAGGUAAUGAUUUUGUUAACAUUGCAGUAAAUGUCUGUCAUAGUAUUUGAUGGAGUGGGUCUAACCGGAACACGGGCGUGUGCUCUCUGCCAUGAACUUUGGCCUUAUAGCAUGAACUUUGGCCUUAUAGCAUGAACUUUGGCCUUAUAGCAUGAACUUUGGCCUUAUAGCAUGAACUUUGGCCUUAUAGCAUGAACUUUGGCCUUAUAGCAUGAGCUUUGGCCUUAUAGCAUGAACUUUGGCCUUAUAGCAUGAACUUUGGCCUUAUAGCAUGAACUUUGGCCUUAUAGCAUGAACUUUGGCCUUAUAGCAUGAACUUUGGCCUUAUAGCAUGAACUUUGGCCUUAUAGCAUGAACUUUGGCCUUAUAGCAUGAACUUUGGCCUUAUAGCAUGAACUUUGGCCUUAUAGCAUGAACUUUGGCCUUAUAGCAUGAACUUUGGCCUUAUAGCAUGAAUGGAUCUACUGCAUGAGCAUUGUCCCUUACACCUUCAAUGAUCUCUGGCUUUAAAGUGCAAACUUUGGUCGUACAGAAUUUAUUUUUAAAAAAAUACACAGUAGCAUAGAAUUCACGUGUUGACAUGUUCUUCGGUCUGCCACCAUGAACUUCGAUCCGUCAUCCAUUACAUUUGGUUUCUUACAUGUAAUCUUUUUCCCUCCAAGUGUAACUUUUGACUGACAGCAUGGUGUUUAGUCUGUGAACGUAUACUAAAGAAAGACUCUGAUCCCAUUCUUUACCUUGCUAUUUUUUUCUUCUUCCUUUCCCCGUCUUUUUGUUUCAUUGUUUUCGGCCAGCGACUUACUAUCAUUAAACUUGAGAUGUCAAAUUUAUGUCACCAUAGUUCAAGUGUUCUCAUUGCUUUGAAACAUUCGUCUUCAGAUCUUCAGGGGCAAGCACUCGGGCGUUUACGAGAAGGCAUUUUCACGUCUAACAAGCAGAGAUCCCAGGACGUUCUGGACAUCCGGACAAUGGAUGACUGAGAAACAAGGUGGCUCUGAUGUCGGUAGGCGAUGUGGUCUUAUAAGCUAUUUACAGAGGGUGAUCACGAACUGUCAAGAGAUUUGCUCUUCAAAUCGACUGGUUGUGUCACAACCAUUUCAUACGUGCAGACAUGGGCGCCCACAGAAAACUUUCUAGGGGGGGGGGGCAAAAAAUCGAUUAACUUUCCAGGGGGGGGGGGCUAACAUUUUUUAGUAAUGUUUUAAUAUAGUUUUAAUUUACUGUAGGGUAUUUGUAUGGUGAACGAACGGACAGGACAUCAGCUUAGUUACUUUCUUUUUAUUUUUUCUUUACUUUAAUAAAUUUGUUUUUUUUUGUCUAAAAUUUUUUUNGUACAUUCAAUUGAUGAACUCACAAAGAUCAUUCAGUUUAUGUACUUACUAAGAACAUUCAAUUUAUGUACUCAUUAAGUACAUUCAAUUGAUGAACUCACAAAGAUCAUUCAGUUUAUGUACUUACUAAGAACAUUCAAUUUAUGUACUCAUUAAGUACAUUCAAUUGAUGAACUCACAAAGAUCAUUCAGUUUAUGUACUUACUAAGAACAUUCAAUUUAUGUACUCAUUAAGUACAUUCAAUUGAUGAACUCACAAAGAUCAUUCAGUUUAUGUACUUACUAAGAACAUUCAAUUUAUGUACUCAUUAAGUACAUUCAAUUGAUGAACUCACAAAGAUCAUUCAGUUUAUGUACUUACUAAGAACAUUCAAUUUAUGUACUCGCUAAGAUUAACGGAAUUACUCCACGGAAAUUCGUUUUUUUUAAUCACAUGGACAAUGGGAAGACCACCCUAUAUAUUUCCUAAGUUUUAUGCCAUGAAAAAACCAUUUCAGUGCCCUCCAACAUUUAUUUGACAGUGCUACCAAAGCUAUUUGACAGUGCUCCCAAGGCUAUUUGACAGUGCUCCCAAGGCUAUUUGACAGUGCUACCAAAGCUAUUUGACAGUGCUACCAAAGCUAUUGAAGUUGUGACAUACCUUUAUUUUUAUUUUAAAAAGUUCACAAUAAAUGGCAUAUGAAUAGACAGAUUAGUAUUCAGACAUUAUCAGUGAUACGUUAAGUUGUCAAGAUGAGGGACUGUUUUAAAAAAAAAGGCAAAGUUCUAAAAGAAAUAUAUAUUAAUUAUAAUUUUGUCUCUAAAAACCAAAAUAUAUCUGGCUGAGAUCCCGCCAGUGGCAUAUUGUGAUAUCUGGAAGAGAUCCCAUCGAUGACAUAUGGUGAUAUCUGGCUGAGAUCCACCAGUGGCAUAAGGUGAUAUCUGGCUGAGAUCCCACCAGUGGCAUAUGGUGACAUCUGGCUGAGAUCCCAUCGGUUAAAUAUGGUGAUAUCUGGCUGAGAUCCCACCAGUGGCAUAUGGUGAUAUCUGGCUGAGAUCCCACUAGUGGAAUAUGGUGACAUCUGGCUGAGAUCCCAUCGGUGCAAUAUGGUGAUAUGUGGCUGAGAUCCCACCAGUGGCAUAUGGUGAUAUCUGGCUGAGAUCCCACCGUGGCAUAUGGUGACAUCUGGCUGAGAUCCCAUAGGUGCAAUAUGGUGAUAUGUGGCUGAGAUCCCACCAGUGGCAUAUGGUGAUAUCUGGCUGAGAUCCCACCAGUGGCAUAUGGUGAUAUCUGGCUGAGAUUCUACCCGUGGCAUAUUGUGAUAACCGGCUGAGAUCCCACCAGUGGCAUAUGGUGAUAUCUGGCUGAGAUUCUACCCGUGGCAUAUUGUGAUAACCGGCUGAGAUCCCACCAGUGGCAUAAGGUGAUAUCUGGCUGAGAUCCCACCAGGGGCAUAUGGUGAUAAGAUAUGGACGGCCCCACAUUGACGAGUAUUUGUGUUGUAGUCAAUUUUGAGAAACACUUUAAGUACCAUACAAACAUACAAGAGCGUUAUUGUAAUUUAUGACAUAAAUUUGAUUUCACGUUCUUUACAGCCGGUGGCACAGAAACGCUUGCUGUCGAACAGCAGGAUGGAACCUACAAACUGUACGGGUACAAAUGGUUUUCCUCAGCAACGGAUGCUGACAUGACCUUGACACUGGCAAGAGUUGUAGACAAGCAUGGACGCGUUCAAGAGGUAUGUGUGCUGCUGUCCUAGAACGUCAGUCUCUUGAUAACUUGUGAUUUUUUUUUUCAGUCACUUCAACUUGUUCAGUUCCUCUCUCUAAGUCAGUUGCUCCGUCUUGUUCAUCUGCUCUGUCUUGUUCAUCUGCUCUUUCUUUUUCACUUGCUCUGUCUUGUUCAGUUGCUCUGUCUUGUUCUCUGGCUCCGUCUUGUUCACUGGCUCUGUCUUGUUCAUCUGCUCUGUCUUGUUCAUCUGCUCUGUCUCUUGUUCAGUUCCUCUGUCUUGUUUAGUUGCUCUGUCUUGUUCACUGGCCCUGUCUUGUUCAGUUGCUCUGUCUUGUUCACUGGCUCUGUCUUGUUCACUGGCUCUGUCUUGUUCACUGGCUCUGUCUUGUUCACUGGCUCUGUCUUGUUCAAUGGCUCUGUCUUGUUCACUGGCUCUGUCUUAUUUAGUUUCUCUGUCUUUCCUAUUAAUGUGUGGGUUUUUUUUUUUUUGUUUGUUUUUUAUUUUCUUGGCUUUGAAGGCGCUGGGGCCUCUAUACCUUCACAUGUAACAGACAUACUUGGAUUUUCUCAUUGUCCAAUGAGGUCUGUCAAUAUUAUUUACUUCCUAUUUUUUCACUGGCUCUGUCUUGUUCAAUGGCUCUGUCUUGUUCACUGGCUCUGUCUUAUUUAGUUUCUCUGUCUUUCCUAUUAAUGUGUGGGUUUUUUUUUUUUGGUUUGUUUUUUAGUUGCUUGGCUAUGAAGGCGCUGGGGCCUCAAUACCUUCACAUGUAACAGACAUACUUGGAUUUGCUCAUUGUCCAAUGAGGUCUGUCAAUAUUAUUUACUUCCUAUUUUCGACUAAUCAGAUGUUAUGCUGUACGCUUUUAGCUAACAGGGACGGGGCACUACUGAGCAGAUUCUAAACCUCCGAAAAGAAAGUGAGAAAUAUGCUCAGCACCAACAAAAGCUAUACCACGUCUUUGUGGACUUCAAGAAAGCAUUUGACAGGGUUUGGCAUGCUGCUUUAUGGGCUACCAUGAGGCACUACAACAUCAACACAAACCUAACCAGAAUGAUAUGCAACCUCUAUGAUAAGGUCACCAGUGCAGUCUUCCUCAACAACAACAUCGGAGAAUGGUUCAAGAUCACGGUUGGAGUUCGACAAGGCUGCCUGCUCUCCCCAACCCUAUUCAACAUCUUACUAGAGAGAAUUAUGUUAGAUGCUCUGGAAGCGCAUGAAGGGACAGUCAGCAUUGGUGGCAGAACAAUCACCAACCUACGCUUUGUGGACGACAUAGACGUGCUGGCUGGGAACGAAGAAGAGCUAGCCGACCUGGUAAAGCGUCUCGACAAGACCUCGUCGUCCUACGGCAUGCUAAUCAGUGCCGAAAAGACAAAACUGAUGACAAAUAAUACCACAGGCAUCACCACUGAAAUUAAGGUCGGAGAGGAGAGACUAAAGACUGUAGGCCACGUCAAAUACCUAGGAGCAAUAGUCUCAGAAGAAGGCUCCAAGCCCGAACUGAUGUCCAGGAUUGCGCAGACUACAACAGCACUAAAAAAGCUCAAGAAAAUAUGGAAUGACAAAAAUAUUGCCCCCAGCACCAAAAUCAGGCUGAUGCGCUCAUUAGUCCUCUCCAUUUUCCUGUAUGCUUGCGAGUCCUGGACAUUAACAGCCGAUCUUGAAAGGAAAAAAAAGGCGAUGGAGAUGAGAUGCUUCAGAAGCAUUUUGGUAUCUGCUAUAGGGACCAUAUCUUCAAUGUUAAAGUGAAAGAAAGGGUUCGUCAGGCAAUUGGGGAGUACGAUGACCUACUGCAAACUGCAAUGGUACGGCCACGUAACAAGGAAACAAGGGCUUGCCAAAGAAAUAUUGCAGGGCACCACAAGAGGAGGGAGAAGAAGAGGAAGACAAAGAAAAAGAUGGGAGGAUAACAUCAAAGAGUGGACAGGACUAACAAUGGGCGAUGCUGUGCGUAGUGCAGAAGAGAGAGACGAAUGGAGGAGGAUGGUUCACAUGUCAUCUGUGGCGCCCCAACGGUUCAAGGACUAAGGGACAUGAUGAUGAUGAUGAGAAUACAUUUCCUUGUUUUUCGUUCUUUGUUUUCGACGGUGACUUGCCAGUCCUCUUUUGCACGUCCUGAAUAAAGCAUCAUGUUACCAGUGGCUUUGUUUAUAUUUCAGGGUACCAAGGGCUUGUCCCUUUUUUACUUGGAAGUCAGAGACGAACAUGGGACCAUGAACAACAUCCAGAUGUUGAAACUGAAAAACAAACUUGGUACAAAACAGCUGCCAACAGCUGAGCUGUUGAUUGACGGGGCAACAGCACAGAAGGUACCAUAAAAUCAGACCUUUCAACUUUUCUUAUUUAAAGCUCGUAUUUAAUUCCUCGGGGUAUUGAUUUAUUUUAAACAGUGCAUGACGCAUUUGGCCAACUUUGCAUUGCUCCAGGGCAGGGGCGGCAACCUGUGUUGUGUGAGGAGAAUCAUAUGAUUAGUACAUCCACACAAAAAUAUAUAUUUUGGGUUAUUUUAAAAAUACUUUAUGUUAACUUCACUUUUGUUGGUGGCUGGCUAAAUCUUGGAACAACAGAGGCCCUUUUCAGAUUGACCAACAAUGAAACAAUCCCUCUAAAAAAAGUUGUUCAUAUAAAUCUUUUAUAAAAAUCUAAUGUCGAACAAGGGGGUGGGGGGAUGAAAAUUUGAAGAAAAAAAAUGCUUUCAUGUAACGCUCUUUAUAAGAAUCCCAGUUAGUGUCUCCCCCCCCCCCCCCGGGGCCGGGCCCCCAAAAGCAAUUUUUUUACAUCCCCCUUAAAUCUUUUAUAAAAAUCUAAUGUCGAACAAGGGGGUGGGGGGAUGAAAAUUUGAAGAAAAAAAAUGCUUUCAUGUAACGCUCUUUAUAAGAAUCCCAGUUAGUGUCUCCCCCCCCCCCGGGGCCGGGCUCCCAAAAGCAAUUUUUUUACAUGCCCCUGAACUCUUUAAUAUGGUAACGACCCACCCGCUGUUACGGCACAUAUUUUUGUACUAUUUCAGAAAAGAAAAAGAAAAAAAUUAGGCACUUAACACACUUGCGAUGUUUAACAAAACAUGAUAAUCUCGUUUAGCGCAGUUUUCAGGAUUUUUAUUUCCCGAAAUCAGUGCCAUCAAAUUCCCCUUCCACUUGACCAACAGGAUAAGCUGAUUUUUUGGUGGUUGGGGCUGAAAAUUUGAAAGAAUGUGAAGGCAUUGGAAACGCGUCUAUGGGCCAAGCUUCAGCUCAAUAGGUUGACGGGAGGUGGGUCGAUUGAGCUGUCCCAUGAUUUUGCCACACAGCCAGAUAAACAGAAAGAAACACAUAGACAAAAGCUUAGUAAAAAGAAAGGAUUUUAAAAAAAAAUAUCUCUUAGAAACUAAAAGAGGGUUACCUCUCUUUCUAUGUAUCUCCGUCUCGUGCCUCAUUUCUUUCUCUCACUCACUUUAUUUCACUCACUUUAUGAUUUAUCAAAGUCUCUAUCUCUCCCCCUGUCUCUUUUUUUUUUCUCUCUCUUUGUUGCGUUUUCUUUCGAACACUGUCACAAUCUUGCUUUUCUCUCUUUCCCUAUACAUUUCAUUUCACUCCUACCCCCCCCCCCCCCCCCCCAACUUCCUUGUACACAUGAUUACGUCAUGAAAACAUCUGUAAAUAAAUACUAUUUUAAUGCUCUCUUAAUAGUUAUCAGAUUAUUUAUGCAGCACAGGUACAUAAAGACACGCAUGAAUGAGUUGCUACAUGACAUAAUUAACUUUUCAUCACACCUGCGGCUUCAUGUGUCUUCAACAAACAAUAACUUAUCACACCCACGGCUUGAUGUGUGUUCAACAAACAAUAACUUAUCACACCCACGGCUUGAUGUGUGUUCAACAAACAAUAACUUAUCACACCCGUGGCUUGAUGUGUGUUCAACAAACAAUAACUUAUCACACCCGUGGCUUGAUGUGUGUUCAACAAACAAUAACUUAUCACACCCGUGGCUUGAUGUGUGUUCAACAAACAAUAACUUAUCAACCCGCGGCUUGAUGUGUGUUCAACAAACAAUAACUUAUCAACCCGUGGCUUGAUGUGUGUUCAACAAACAAUAACUUAUCAACCCGCGGCUUGGUGUGUGUUCAACAAACAAUAACUUAUCAACCCGCGGCUUGAUGUGUGUUCAACAUACAAUCCCACACUUGCACCUACCACUUUUUAUGAUUGCCUUGUACAAAAUGCUCUUUAUAAUUUAGGGAAACCUUGUUGUCCAGACACUGAACUCGCUGUUUGUUACCUUUAGAUAUCAGACGACGGGAGAGGUGUGUGGUCCAUGAGCAGCAUGCUGACCAUCACAAGGAUGCACACGGCCAUGGGGGCUGCCUCGGCCAUGAGAAGGUCAACAUCUUAUUCUUAAAAAGCCAUUUGAUAACAUUUGGGCGUGAAAGAUGUUUGCUUGAUGUUGAAUUAAUUUUUUUGUUCGAUGGCUGCGACUAUUCGUACCCGGGUACCAGAAGUGAGAGGUUGGGAUUAAAAAAAACUAUUUAAAAUAUUAUUUUUGGGUUUAUAAGACAAAAUGAGGUAUCAAAUGAAAAGUAAUUUAAUGGACUAUAUGUUUGUAAACUUACUUCUUCAGUUUAACUAAAAUAAACUACCAAAAAUGACUUCCGAAUAGCUUGAGUCUAAUGGUACCCGGGAGCGAAUGGCGGCGCUGCGUGUCUGAUGGGUCCAUUUUGAGAUCACCAAAUUGGGGUUAGCCGAUUCACUAGCUAUCCAAUCAAUCUUUAAAAAUGCAUGUUAUUUUCAUUUCAAAGUAUGAAUAUUGUGAACUUACUUUUUGAAACAUAUAUUCCAACCCACAGGAUGGUCAGUCUGGCCAGGGACUACGCCACCAGAAGGAAAGCUUUUGGGAAAGUUCUCCACAAGCAUUCACUGCACGUGCACACUUUGGCCAAGAUGGAGGUCGAGACGCGGGCGGCAACCAUUUUCGUCCUUGAAGUCGCACGUCUGCUGGGCAGACAGGAAGUUGCCACAGAAGGGAACGAACUCAAGGCAGAGGCAGAUGUCCUUAGGCUUGUCGUGCCGCUAGCGAAGCUUUAUGUUUCCAAACAGGUACAUGUUAAGCAGGGGUGGCCUUGGAAAUCUUGGCGCCCGAGGCAGUUCUAAAUUAGGGCUCCACUUCCUCCUACAAAAUUUCAGGUUGAUAUUAACUGUUUUCACAAAGUUAUUCUUUUACCUUUGUUGUUAUACAAGUUCCACUCAGGAUUUGAAGUUUGCAUACAUUAAAUAUUUCCUUUCUUUUACAAAAAGUUCUUUGCAUCUUGUUUUUUCCCCAUUCAGUCGGUAGCUGUGGCAUCCGAGGGUCUGGAAUGUUUUGGUGGCCAGGGAUACAUAGAGGAUACCGACUUGCCACGAAUUCUCAGGGAUACCCAGGUAGGCCAGAGAGUAAUUAUUCUGACAUGCGUUUGCGAUGGCUCAGGUAGUAAUUGUAGCAUGCGUUCCGGUGGGUCAAAGAGUAAUUGUAACAUGCCUUCCGAUGGGUCACAGAGUCAUUGUAACAUGCCUUCCGAUGGGUCAGAGAGUAAUUGUGACUUGCUUCCAAGGUGCUGAGUAUAUUCCCUGGGUAUAUAUUAUUUUUUUACAAAGUUAAAUACAACGAAAAAAUGUCUCCUGUGACACAUUAUCGAGAGGAGCAAAAGGUCAACAGGGCGAGGGUGUGGAUUGUGCAAAAUACGUUAACGGUGGCGCAGGCCUGCAUCUUAUUUUGAAAUCUACUAUUUUGAGACAAUGUUGGAAGAGGAAAGAAUUUAUUUCUUGAAAGAAGUAUUUUUUUUUUUUUUUAAAUUUUUUUUUUUUUUGGGGGGGGGGGUGUAAAAGAAAAUAUGAAAAAGAAAUAUGACACACAAAGGGGUUAAGAUCCAGUGAUGUAGACUGCAAAUUCCACCCUGUGCUUCCUUCACCAAUCGUAUUCUGACGUUGGUUAACUUGCCUACCAACUAAAUUAGCCACAUUUCUUUCAAUACAUAAUGCGUUACUAUUUUUGUUCCUUUAUUGGAAUUUGUCGUAGUAUUUAUUCACUUGAUUACAAAAAACCUUCCUUUUUGUGUGAGCAGGUCAAUGCCAUCUGGGAAGGGACUACCAACAUCCUGUCACUGGACGUCCUGCGGGCCAUCACCAAGUCUUCCGGUUCCGUCCUUGACCACUACCGUGACGACGUUCUGCAGCGUGUCAGCCCAGCGACGUCUCACAGUGAGCUGGGAGUGGCGGCCAAUGCCGUGGAGUCGGCCGUUAACAAAGUGCUGAGUUAUGCUGUCAAACUACCGGCUCGUUGCACGGAGAUAAGCGCCAGGGAGUUCGCUUACAGCUUGGCCAGGAUUUACAUGGGUAGGUGGCUCUGUUGUGAGCUUGGCCAGGAUUUACAUGGGUAGGUGGCUCUGUUGUGAGCUUGGCCACGAUUUACAUGGGUAGGUGGCUCUGUUGUGAGCUUGGCCAGGAUUUACAUGGGUAGGUGGCUCUGUUAUCUUAGCCAGGAUUUACAUGGGUAGGUGGCUCUGUUGUUAUCUUGGCCAGGAUUUACAUGGGUAGGUGGCUCUGUUAUCUUGGCCAGGAUUUACAUGGGUAGGUGGCUCUGUUGUUAUCUUGGCCAGGAUUUACAUGGGUAGGUGGCUCUGUUGUUAUCUUGGCCAGGAUUUACAUGGGUAGGUGGCUCUGUUAUCUUGGCCAGGAUUUACCUGGGUCGGUGGCUCUGUUGUUAUCUUGGCCAGGAUUUACAUGGGUCGGUGGCUCUGUUGUUAUCUUGGCCAGGAUUUACAUGGGUAGGUGGCUCUGUUAUCUUGGCCAGGAUUUACCUGGGUCGGUGGCUCUGUUGUUAUCUUGGCCAGGAUUUACAUGGGUCGGUGGCUCUGUUGUUAUCUUGGCCAGGAUUUACAUGGGUAGGUGGCUCUGUUAUCUUGGCCAGGAUUUACCUGGGUCGGUGGCUCUGUUGUUAUCUUGGCCAGGAUUUACAUGGGUCGGUGGCUCUGUUGUUAUCUUGGCCAGGAUUUACAUGGGUAGGUGGCUCUGUUAUCUUGGCCAGGAUUUACCUGGGUCGGUGGCUCUGUUGUUAUCUUGGCCAGGAUUUACAUGGGUCGGUGGCUCUGUUGUGAGCUUGGCCAGGAUUUACAUGGGUCGGUGACUAUGUUGUUAGCUUGACGAGCUUUUAAUUAUAUAAAAACUUCCCCAUAGAAAAAUCGUAUAGAAACAUAUAUUAAUCGCACUUUAUAGACACAUUAUAAAGAAACAUUAUAUUUAUCGUACCCUAUAGACACAUCAUAAAGAAACGUAUAUUAAUCGUACUAAAAAGACACAUCCUAUGUAUUCAUAAAAAGUUGAACAUACAAAGAAUAUCGAUUAAAAAAAAUUGUUUGAGUUUUAAAUGAGAUCAUUGUCGUUUAUAGUAGUAUGGUAUCUCAAUUAUUUUUCCCUUCUAAAAAUCAAUUUUAGUAAUUCUGAUUUUUUUUUUUUUUUGUUAUUUUAAAAAUUUAUAUUGAAUUUUUAUUUUUUGUUUGUUUUUUUAUUUAUUUGUUUUAUAUUGUUUGAUUAGAUUUAUAUUUUUUUAUUAGAUUUAUAUUCAUUUAUUAGAUUUUUUUUUAUUGAUUAUCGCUCUUUCGUUCUAUCAUUGUCUUUUAUAGUAGUAUGGUAUCUCAAUUAUUUUUCUCUUUUAAAAAUCAAUUUUAGUAAUUCUGAUUUUUUUUUUUUUUUGUUAUUUUAAAAAUUUAUAUUGAAUUUUUAUAUUUUGAUUGAUUAUUUAUUGAUUUGAUUUAUAUUGAUUGAUUAGAUUUAUAUUUAUUGAUUAGAUUUAUAUUCAUUGAUUAGAUUUAUAUUCAUUGAUUAGAUUUAUAUUUAUUGAUUAGAUUUAUAUUUAUUGAUUAGAUUUAUAUUUAUUGAUUAGAUUUAUAAUCAUUGAUUAGAUUUAUAUUUAUUGAUUAGAUUUAUAUUUAUUGAUUAGAUUUAUAUUUAUUGAUUAGAUUUAUAUUUAUUGAUUAGAUUUAUAUUUGUUUUCUCUAAGGAAGUAUUUUAAACCCCCGGAAACUAAAAAAAAACGGGGGUGGGGGGGCGGAGGGUGUAGUAUGAAGUACUAUGCAACCAGUCUAUAGAUGUACUAUGUAACCAGUCUAUAGAUGUACUAUGCAAUCAGUCUAUAGAUGUACUAUGUAACCAGUCUAUAGAUGUACUAUGCAACCAGUCUAUAGAUGUACUAUGUAACCAGUCUAUAGAUGUACUAUGCAACCAGUCUAUAGAUGUACUAUGCAACCAGUCUAUAGAUGUACUAUGCAACCAGUCUAUAGAUGUACUAUGCAACCAGUCUAUAGAUGUACUAUGCAACCAGUCUAUAGAUGUACUAUGUAACCAGUCUAUAGAUGUACUAUGCAACCAGUCUAUAGAUGUACUAUGCAACCAGUCUAUAGAUGUACUAUGCAACCAGUCUAUAGAUGAUGAUACGUUGGUCAGAUAUCUACAUGAUACGUUGGUCAGAUAUCUAGUACUAUGCAACCAGUCUAUAGAUGUACUAUGCAACCAGUCUAUAGAUGUACUAUGCAACCAGUCUAUAGAUGUACUAUGCAACCAGUCUAUAGAUGUACUAUGCAACCAGUCUAUAGAUGUACUAUGCAACCAGUCUAUAGAUUCGGUCUGGGCAGGAGAUAGUUUUCGUCCUUUUUUGAAGACAGGCGUGUGUACUGUGUUGUCAUAUGCACGUUUACCUGUCGUCCCCCUUUAGGUGCUCUCCUGAUUGAACACGCCAACCAUAAAGACGCUUCACCCACAGAUGUGUACACGGCCAACAGGUGGGUUUUAACAGGUGGGUUAGUUGACGUAGUGGGUUCAGAGACCGACAGACAUCAGGGCCGACAGCUACGCCACUGAUCUCUCUCUAUAGCCUUGUGGAAUAGUGACAUAACAUUUCUGUAAUAACCAGGGAAAGAAGCAUUGUGGGAUUAGACUAAGCAGGGUUAGGCCAGCGGUUCUUUAACCUGUGGGUCACGACCCGUUGGGGGGGGGGGGUCGAAAGACCCUUUCACAGGGGUCGUCUAAGACCAUCGGAAAACACAUAUCCUCCACAGUUUUGGAGGAAGCAACGAAAAUAAUUUUGUGGUUGGGGGUCACCACAACUUGAGGAACUGUAUUAAAGAGUCGCAGCAUUAGGAAGGUUGAGAACCACUGGGUUAGGCAGAGGUGGCGGUCUACCCCGGGAGGGCGGGCGGGGGGUGCACUUUUUUUCCUUUAUUACGAGUGGUGGCAUUUUACCAAUUGAGGAUUUUUGUUUGUUGUGCGCCAAAAUCUUGGCCCGCUCCGGCCAGCAUUAGCCCACUACACCACUGAUAAGAGUGGAAUAAGGCCCUUAAUGGCAGUACGUCAUUUAAAGUGGAGUUGGCGGUAUGUCAUUUAUAGUGGAGUUGGCAGUUUGUCAGUUAUUGUAGGAGUUGGCGGUCUGUCACUUAUAGUAGGAGAUGGUAGUCUGCCAGUUAUAGUAGGAGAUGGCAGUCUGUCAGUUAUAGUAGGAGAUGGCAGUCUGUCAGUUAUAUUAGGGAUUCUUAACAUUAUUUUAAAAUUUGCAUGUUUCUAGUUAUGACAACAUGUGUUUUUUUUUUGGUCAUAGAUGGUGUGAGCAAGACCUGACCCCACUCAUAACGCAUGGGGAACAUAAGAACUUCACCUCUAAAGCCGAGGAACUGAACACUGCGCUGGUCUUUGAUGGAUACUUACAUCCCAGCCGACUGUAACAAGGCACCAACCCUGGGAUACUGGCUGAAUGGCCGAACAAAAUGGGUUGUUGAAACUAGUGACGCUUUGUUUUAUCCAGGGGCAGAAACUCCUUCAAAACAAAUACAAUACAAGGAAGCUUGUAGUUUACAACACCUAGAUGGUGCAAGAUACGCUUGGCUGGAGGGGGG
Messenger RNA from Lymnaea stagnalis (great pond snail), 22741 nucleotides. Lineage: Eukaryota; Metazoa; Mollusca; Gastropoda; Lymnaeidae. The record is from the annotation of a GenBank genome assembly.